Messenger RNA from Haliotis rubra (blacklip abalone), 1896 nucleotides. RefSeq names its product neuropeptide F receptor-like. Gene Ontology annotation, cellular component: membrane. Gene Ontology annotation, biological process: G protein-coupled receptor signaling pathway. Lineage: Eukaryota; Metazoa; Mollusca; Gastropoda; Lepetellida; Haliotidae. Gene Ontology annotation, molecular function: neuropeptide Y receptor activity. The transcript has a single exon. Bases 284 to 1564 code for a protein of 426 amino acids. The record is from RefSeq and is a predicted model, not a curated record.
GACAAGCGGACAUCACCCACCGAUGCACCAAUCAAAUACAGCCUGCUCACCGCUCUUGGAUUGCAGCUAUCGACUAGUCAGCGACCGACUGGCGGUUAAUGAUUAUCCAGCAUUAGGCUCAGCGACCAUACACUUCAACAUACAGAAUUGAUCCUGCAAUCGAACUGUGACAACGUAGGCAGGUUGCUUCCGCCUGCUUCUGUGCCUCAAGUGUGGCGUUCAUAUCGCAUACGGUUUUUCAAUGAAGGGUGACUUAAUUACUUCUUAGAAACUUAUCUUCGCAAUGGAUGCAACCGUGGUGAGCUAUGGUGGAGAAAACAGAACUGACUUUUGGCUUGGGCAAAACACGUCCUGGUCUUUGUCUAAUUCUAACGGGAUCGGGUCUUUGUCUAAGACAGAAAUGCUGGACAUUCUACGGCAGACACGUGAUGCGAAAUACUUUCAUCCAGCAGUGGAAGUUGUGUUAGAAAUAGCUUUUGCCCUUCUUAUUACUUUCGGUGGAAUUGGAAACGGGCUUGUGUGUUAUGUUGUGGCGAGGAACACUCACAUGAGGACACCGAGAAACAUUUUCAUCAUAAAUCUGGCUAUAUCUGACUUUACAUUAUGCAUGUUUACACAACCCUUAAACUUGGUGAAACUGGUGUACCUACAGUGGAGACUUGGAAGCUUUAUGUGCAAGUUUGUAACCAUGUUUCAAGGAACGAAUGUGUUCGUGUCCACAAUCAGCAUAACGGCCAUAGCUUUGGAUCGGUUCCAGGUGAUAGUCUAUCCUACGAAGGACAGCAUGCGGAAGGUAGGUGCUGCUGUGGCACUAAUAAGUAUCUGGCUAAUCUCCUUCCUCAUGGCAAGCCCCUUCCUACUCUUCUCUGUUCUGAAGGAAGAACAGCCAGUGCCUGACUACCCAAUAUUCCUGUACAGGUGCAUUGAGGACACCGAUAUGAAGCUGGAGAAACGAGCAUACUCUGUUGCAAGUAUGGUGGUAAUAUAUGUCAUGCCCAUCAUCAUUGUAACUGUUUCCCAUCUUAGAAUAUGUAACAAACUGAAAUACAGGAUGGUAAACCAGCGACCCCCUCCCGGGCAGCGAUCUCCGUACCUGAGGAAGAAGAAUGAACGGAACACAAGACGGAAGAGAAAGACAAACCUACUUCUUGCCAUGAUAGCUGUGGUCUUUGCUCUUAGUUGGUUGCCGCUAAACAUCUUCAACCUGUUGAGUGAGUUCAACCAUGACAUGUUCCACGGAGACGUCAUUGACAUCAACUUGACCUAUGCGAUUUGUCACUUGUUCGUACUGUGUGCUGGGUGCCUCAACCCCGUGCUCUAUGGUUGGCUAAAUGAAAACUUUCGGCAAGAGUUCAUGAAGGUGCUGUGUUGUUCCUGCUGUAAAAGACUCCAGCUUAAAGUCAAAGGAAGCCUCUGCUGUAAAGCUGGUCCACAGGACCCUCACCCUGGAGUACCUGCUAUCACCCUUACCAAAGCUUCUAAUGGAGAGCCUCCAUCAAAGAUCUGUGAUGAAGACGGUCCUACCGUCACCCCAUUGUCGGAAUUCAACGUCGUGAAAUCAUAAACUGUGUGGUAAUCCCAAAACUGUCUGAGAACUGACUAAAACUGACAUAAAAUUUAUUUUAAACAGGCUGAAUAGGGAACGUUUUUAUGAUAAAUGUGAUUAUUUUAGAGAAUCUCAUAAAUAUUGCAUAUCAAUAUGUUUUUGCAUGUUUUACGCUCAGUGCAUUAAGCCAUGACCCCAUUGGCAUAAGUGAUGUUUAAUUUAGUGGUUAACACAAUCGCUCGUCACGCGAAACACUAGCGCUCAGUGUUGCACAUGAGAACACUUUAUGAAUCCUAUUCUGUUGUUUCACGAUCCUCUGGUAUUUUAUCAAUACAAUAACUGAAACCGUU